Caenorhabditis elegans is the source of this 576-nucleotide messenger RNA. RefSeq lists its product as uncharacterized. The record is from RefSeq and is marked reviewed. The transcript has a single exon. Bases 1 to 576 code for a protein of 191 amino acids. Lineage: Eukaryota; Metazoa; Nematoda; Chromadorea; Rhabditida; Rhabditidae.
AUGAUGCCUAUCAAAGGAUCAAUUGUGUACGAACUUCCAACCCUUCCCAACUAUAUUCCACCUCGACCUACAGAAAAUAAGAGAAUUCCACCACCGGUGCUAUCAAAAAUGGGUGGAAAAUGUCCAAAAUUGCCAGAACUCGUGGAGCCAAACACCUACGGUAACGGUGAAACCGUGAUGACUGGCCAACCUAGAAGCGCCCCCGAGGCUCGUAUUUUCCAACACCCCAUUGACCCAGUCAAGUACUUUGCGCAAUUCAAAGAUCCCAACAAUUGCAUGAAGCCACAGGAGAAGCCGGUUCCCUUAUUCAAGAUCAUUCGCCGUUCCGAAUCCCUUAACACAAGGAAGAAGACCAUCCAGGAGGUUUCAAAGUUCGCAAACAAGUCACCAGUAUGGAAUACUUCUAAAGCUACAGCCGAUGAUAUUGUUGGUAGAAUUCUGACAGGUGGACAGUGGGAACGUGAACAUUUGCCUCCGGUGGUGCCAAAAGCUCAACGACCAAUGAAUAAUGGAAUAAAUCGUCAUCUGUGGAAAAAGGAAGCGUCUUCUCCAAAAUUGAUUAAAAGAGUCAUAUAA